AUGGGGAAAAACGGGGAAAACUAUUGGUGGCUCACAAGAAGAUCAAGAAAUCAAAUGUUUCCUACAAAACAUACAACAAAAUUUCCUGUUGACACCAAAAUAAGCAAACUGAACAUUUUUGUAGAUAAGCGGCAUGACACUAUCAUUCUGCCAAUUUUUGGUGUUGUUGAACCAUUUCACAUCUCUAUGAUCAAGAACCAAGUCAGCUACUGGCUGCUUACACUUCAUCAACUGCAACAUAAUCGAUAUGAAACGGGCUCUAUGAUCUUGCAUUUGACUUUGGUGACGAUGUUGAAAAUUCGUUACUUUGGCAACUUACUUUCGCUCAGAUAUUCUAAUGCUAGUGAUAAAGAGGCACCGCCUGAGGAACGCUUUCAUGAACUCGGUGACGUGAGCUGCUUGAAAGGAUGGAUCGUGGGGCGUGCAUAUUCGACAAAAAACGAAGUGGGGGAGGUGAGGGUGGGAGGGCGGGCCUCUCUUUUUUGGAAAGAGCACAGAUGCUGGACUAUUGCUUGA
Cylicocyclus nassatus is the source of this 516-nucleotide messenger RNA. Lineage: Eukaryota; Metazoa; Nematoda; Chromadorea; Rhabditida; Strongylidae. The record is from the annotation of a GenBank genome assembly.